Molecule: messenger RNA, 1221 nt
Organism: Orbicella faveolata
Lineage: Eukaryota; Metazoa; Cnidaria; Anthozoa; Scleractinia; Merulinidae
Source: RefSeq, a predicted model, not a curated record
UGAAAAUGGACUUAGGUUCUUCGAUCGGUAUAUUUAUCAUCAACUCAAAUCUUAGCCACUCCUGUUGCACUGGCUAAUUACAGCCACAUAGCUUCGUUUAGCACAUGAAUAACAUUUUAAUGUUUAGAUAAACUAAAUCAGUGUCUUCUUGCAAAGGCUAAACAAACGAAAGUAGUUAUCUGAAAUUAUUCCGACACAGCAAUAGUAUUGGCUUAUUCUGUUGUCAGUGUUAGCUAAUGCGAGCCAGUGAAACCAGUAGUUUAGUUUCCCCACUUUGUCACUCUCACAUCCAGAGUGCGGUCCACAGUGUCAGCGGCUAUGUCUAAUGCAGCACAAUUACUACCGGUCUUUACACAAUUCCCCUCCGCUCAAGUGUGAUCCACAGUUGGCUGAGUCUGCGCAGUCAUGGGCAGAUUUUAUCGCUGGCCAAGAAACAGUUCAGCGGUCUAAGUCAACAGAUGAUUACGCUGAAAGCAUUUCAUGGAAGGGCUGGGGCUGGAAAGGAAUGGAAACUAAACUAGGAGCGAUUCCUGGUGCAGUACGAAGCUGGUACAGUGAGCUUAAACGUGGCUAUGAUUACAAUACAGGUAAAGGAAACGUGACUCAUUUCAAAUCUGUGGUUGACGCUCGUGAAGCUCGCCUUGGCUGUGGUAUCAAAAUCACACCAGGAGAUGGAACAUAUGUCGUAGCUCAUUAUUCCUUAGGUCCUGGGGAGAAAUUCAAGCUUAAUGACUUCACUCCAUCGAAAGACGUGCAAAUAAGGAAGCAGCCCGAUCCUCAGUGCCACUUAAAGUCAUUUGAAAGGGAGCAAUGUGGAGAACUAAAAAGCCCAUUUAUAACCCCUGACAAGUGUAUCAAAGCUGGCUGUUGCUAUGACGACAUGUUUAUGGAUGAGCCUUCACUACAGUGGCACAAUCAGAACGCCUCCAUAUGGUGUUUCAAAAUGAAGAACAUUUUGUCUAAAAUUCCUGGGGCAAGUGAUGUACAAAUAUCUGAACACGGACCAACUUUGGCCCUACCCACCCAGCUUCCCGCUCAACUUUCAAAAGAGAAUCCAGUUGAAAACUUCAAAACGGCGCAGAUCUCAACAGGUAAGAGAUUGUAAUUAAAUGUAUUUGAAAUGAUAUAAGAUCAUGGAACAAAUUGCUAGAUAUAGAUUGCUGUUGUGGCGCUUUUUCAAUUUCAAUAGACCAUUUUACAGUUGUCUGCUCAGUGACCUGG